Talaromyces marneffei is the source of this 627-nucleotide messenger RNA. RefSeq lists its product as uncharacterized. The coding region runs from base 1 to 627 and encodes 208 amino acids. Gene Ontology annotation, cellular component: DASH complex; mitotic spindle polar microtubule; mitotic spindle. The record is from RefSeq and is a predicted model, not a curated record. Lineage: Eukaryota; Fungi; Ascomycota; Eurotiomycetes; Eurotiales; Trichocomaceae. The transcript is spliced from 4 exons. Gene Ontology annotation, biological process: mitotic sister chromatid biorientation.
AUGGACGCCGCCGCCCCCAGGUCCUCAUCCCGUCCUCGACCGACUUCCAGACCGACGACGCCGCUCCGUCCUAGUUCCAGGUCGUCGAUACGCAAUUCACAUGGAUACAGCGGCAGUCUCAGUGGAGCUGGGUAUGAAGAGCCUGCAAUCAACUCGCUGGAACCGCAGUUUGCAGAGUUGGCGGACUCAAUGGCUGACCUGGAGGCCAACUUUAUGCACCUCCAAUUGAUGCACGAGAGCUUGUCAAGGUUUAGCGAGAGUUUUGCCAGUUUUCUCUAUGGAUUGAACAUGAAUGCGUUUUGCGUUGAUUUUCCAGAGGCUCCUAUUCCUGAAUCAUUCAAGAGGGCGCAGGAAGCAAAGGCGCAGCAAGAAUCGUUAUCGCACAAGACAGGACAGGAUAUAGAUGCAACGUUUCUAACAACGGAUACGACUUUCGUUGACAACCCCCCGGCCACGGUUUCGUCUAAAGCUACACCGAAGAAGGGAACCGUUUCAUCUCGAGGGCGCGGUAGUACCAGAGGUACUGCCAGCAGUCGAUAUGCUACGAGAGGAUCUGGAACAGCCAGGAGUCGUCCUAGUGGUCUACCACGUGGAAGCGGGCUGCCGCGCGGUAGGGGGAAUCGUUGA